AUGUCUCGAAUCUUCAUUACAGGCGCAACAGGCUACAUCGGCGGCGACGUCCUAUACGCCCUAACACAGUCCUUCCACUCGUCCAAGAUCACAGCGCUCGUGCGCAGCGAGAGCAAGGCGUCUCUGAUUACGAGCAAGUAUCCGUCCGUGACGCCUGUCAUUGGGGAUCUUGAUUCCGCGGCGAGUAUUACCAAGGAGGUUGCUGAUGCGGAUGUUGUUCUACAUCUUGCCAGCUCGAACCAUCUCCCUAGUGCAAGUGCUAUCGCGAAGGGGCUGACAGAGACGAAGAGGCAGAGCCCAGUCUGGAUCCAAAUCUCAGGCGCAAGCCUCCUCUCCGGUCCCGAAAUCACCAGCAACUCAUACGGCCAAGCGCGCGUCCAAAACCACAACGACCUCCAAGGAAUCGCCGAAAUCCGGGAUAUCAUCUCGUCGUCACCUAAACGCGUCGUGGAUCACCUGAUCCUGGGCCUCUCUUCCGAACAACCGAAUGUCCGGACGGCUAUCAUCUACGGGCCCCUGAUCUAUGGACUUGGUCGUGGGCCUGUGAAUCAGCGGAGUAUCCAACUUCCGGAUCUGGUCAAGGCGACGAUUCAGCGGGGGCAGGGGGUGCAGGUUGGGAAGGGACUGAGUUGUUGGAGUAAUAUCCAUAUCGCCGACAUUACUGAGUUGAUUGUGAAGCUUGUGAAGGAGGCGGAAAGUCGUGGGAAUGGAGACUUGUGGAAUGAGAAUGGCAUUUAUUUUGCAGAGAAUGGGAAGAUGCCAUUCGGAGAUAUCUCACGAAAGGUGACCUCGUUUGCUGUCCAGAAGGGAUUCAUUAAGAGCGCAGAUGUUCAAGAGAUCGACGCGGAGACAGCAGAUACAUUGACUGCUCAUGGAGGUAUUCUCUGGGGCACAAACGCCCAAUAUACAGCAUCGCGAGCACGAGAGCUGCUAGGCUGGAAGCCCGCCGCGCCCAGUUUUGAAGACGAGAUUCCCAGAGCUGUUCAGGAGGAAGCUUCCAAGCUCGACUCUCAGUCCAAAAUUUAG
This is a messenger RNA of Aspergillus puulaauensis, 1026 nucleotides long. RefSeq lists its product as uncharacterized. The record is from RefSeq and is a predicted model, not a curated record. NCBI's taxonomy places the organism in Eukaryota, Fungi, Ascomycota, Eurotiomycetes, Eurotiales, Aspergillaceae. The transcript has 5 exons. The coding region runs from base 1 to 1026 and encodes 341 amino acids.